Molecule: messenger RNA, 3246 nt
Organism: Magnolia sinica
Lineage: Eukaryota; Viridiplantae; Streptophyta; Magnoliopsida; Magnoliales; Magnoliaceae
Product: probable serine/threonine-protein kinase At1g54610
Exons: 8
Coding region: 461-2605 (714 amino acids)
Biological process (GO): positive regulation of transcription elongation by RNA polymerase II; protein phosphorylation
Cellular component (GO): nucleus; cyclin-dependent protein kinase holoenzyme complex
Molecular function (GO): RNA polymerase II CTD heptapeptide repeat kinase activity; ATP binding; cyclin-dependent protein serine/threonine kinase activity
Source: RefSeq, a predicted model, not a curated record
ACUCGAGUCAAAAUAGCUUCUCCUUUAUAAAACAAAAAGAGAGCUAAAACGAAAAGAAAAAGAAAAAGCUGAGUGUAAGGGAUAUCAAUCAUAUCCUCUUCUCGACUCAAAAGCUACUACCUGCGUAUAAAUACCCUUCUCGUAAAAAAACAGGGAAAAAGAAAAUCCAAAAAGGAUCUCUCUCUCGCGAUCCAUGGCAGAAAAGCUCGACGAAAAACCCUAGAAGAGCCUCAUCGGUACAGAAUCACUGAAAAGAGCCUUCGGAUGUAUUGAAAUUCCUCUUGAUCUGGAAACGAGAUGAAUCGGUUUUCUUUUGAGCUGGAUUUUUUCCUUCGAUUUUUAUGUUCUUGAUUUUAAUGGAUGUCGAAGAAGAGGAUUUGGCAGUGGAAAGCCGGAUCGGCUGCGAUCUUAGUGUCAUUCUUCUCUAAAUAAGCAAGAUUGUAAGGGGAGAACAGGAAAGAUGGGCGGCAUUUGUUGCAAGCCUUCUGCUAUCGAUGAUAGUCGUGAGAGUCCGAGAGAGAGAAUACCGAGUAAAUUUCCGUCGAAAGGACGGAUUGCAGCGGCGUCGUCCUCUUCUUCUUCUUUGAGGAGGGAAGAUAUUGUUCAGGGGAAGGACGGAAUGGAUGGUGGAGAUGGAAGGGUGGUGGUGUUUGAGAAGCAAGGGAACGGUUUGAUACAAGCAGACGGUGAGAUUUCCCAGAGGAAAAGGGAAAAACAGGGGCAUGAUCGUCAUCCGGGCAUAGGGAGUAUUCCGAAGGCUUCAGAAGGGGAGCAGGUCGCCGCUGGUUGGCCUGCCUGGCUCGUGGCGGUGGCUGGUGAAGCAAUCAGGGGGUGGGUCCCACGGCGAGCAGAUUCUUUUGAGAAGCUCGACAAAAUAGGCCAAGGAACUUACAGUAACGUUUACAGGGCACGUGAUCUUGAUAAUGGAAAAAUCGUUGCUUUGAAAAAAGUACGAUUUGAUAACCUUGAGCCUGAAAGCGUUCGUUUUAUGGCUAGGGAGAUUCACAUUCUGCGCAGACUUGACCACCCAAAUAUAAUAAAAUUGGAAGGAUUGGUAACAUCACGAAUGUCUUGCAGCUUGUACCUUGUUUUUGAGUAUAUGGAGCACGAUCUUGCUGGGCUUGCUUCCUCUCCUCGUCUCAAGUUCUCUGAGCCGCAGGUUAAAUGUUACAUGCAACAACUGCUGUGUGGACUUGAUCAUUGUCAUAGUCGCAAUAUUCUACAUCGUGACAUUAAGGGUUCAAAUCUUCUAAUUGAUAAUAGUGGCAUCUUGAAAAUAGCUGACUUUGGCUUAGCUAGUUUUUUUGACCCGGAUCGAAGGCAUCCAUUGACCAGUCGUGUAGUUACGUUGUGGUAUCGACCCCCAGAACUUCUACUUGGAGCCACUGACUACGGGGUUGCAGUGGAUUUAUGGAGUACUGGAUGUAUACUAGCAGAACUAUAUGCGGCCAAGCCUAUCAUGCCUGGAAGAACUGAGGUGGAGCAGUUGCAUAAAAUUUUCAAGCUUUGUGGCUCGCCAUCGGAGGAUUAUUGGAGGAAAUCAAAAUUGCCCCAUGCAACCAUUUUCAAACCACAGCACCCUUAUAGACGUUGUGUUGCUGACACUUUCAAAGACUUCCCUCCAUCAGCUUUAGGGCUUUUGGAUGUUCUUCUUUCCAUAGAUCCAGCUGAUCGUGGAACUGCAGCUUCUGCCCUUAAGAGUGAUUUCUUUACAACAAAACCACUUGCUUGUGAUCCUUCGAGCUUGCCCAAAUAUCCUCCGAGCAAAGAGUUUGAUGCAAAAAUACGGGAUGAGGAAGCUAGAAGGCAAGGGGCUUCGGGAGGGAAGGUGCAGAGGAUUGAUCAAGAAAGGAAAGGGCGAAGAGAAUCUAGAGCAAUUCCAGCACCUGAUGCCAAUGCUGAAUUAGCCGUGUCAUUGCAGAAAAGACAAGGUCAGUCCAAUUCCAAGAGCCGGAGUGAGAAGUUCAAUCCGCAUCAGGAGGAAGUUGCUUCCGGCUUCCCAAUAGAUCCACCCAGGCAAUCCCAUGCUCUAGAAGAGGCAUCUGAAGAUUCUCAGGUGCAUUUUCCUAAUAGAGCCUCACACUCGGGGCCUCUAGUUCACCGAAGUGCAUGGGCAAAGUCUCGGCAAAAUGAGGAUGGUGCUCCAAAGAUUUCAACUGGGGCCGAUUUGUCAGCCUUUUCUGGUUUAGUAGCAGCAAGGAGGAAGGUAGAUGACCACAGGGAAAAGAUUGACCCUUCUCAGUCAGAAGCUACUAAUACAGCUGGAAGGUUGCUGGAAUAUGGUGGUGAGGCCCCAGAAUCUGCCAGAAAGCAUGAUCCCACAUCUCAUAAAAAAGAUGGAAGGAUGGGCCACAAGGACCCAAUAUCGCUUGGUUACGGGUCAAAGGGCAACAAGAUUCACUAUUCAGGGCCGUUGUUACGCCCAUCAGGCAACGUUGAUCAAAUGCUCAAGGAUCAUGACCGACAGAUCCAAGAAGUCGUCCGACGAGCACGGCUUGAUAAAGCGAGAAUGAAGAAACUUCAGGCAGAAGCGAACCAUAUUCAACCAAAGCCUCAUAAUGGCAGCAGUUUCUCAAUAUUUGCCUCCGGCCGGGAAGCUGUAUAGGUCUUGAGAUUGGAGCAUAAAUGCAGCAUUCUGUGUGAAGAGAUGCAGUAAAAUAGGGGGAGGUGGCUUGCUCCUUUUUGGUUCAUGUAAAGGGGGAUGGGGAGGGAAUGCAGUGGUUUUAUGUAAAGGGGUGUCACGUAAUGCCUGUUGUUACUGGGAAUAUUUCCUAAGGCGAGGAAUGGACAGAAUCAAAUUGGUGGGGGAAGGUGGGCCAUUUGAGGUAAUUAAUUAAGAUUACUGAGGUACUCCAUUUGCUACAGUUGAAGAUGUUGGCAGAUACUGGCGAUAUCUUUAGGGAGAGUGGGUGAAGAGAAUAAGCCUGGAGGUCUGGUCUGAAGGCAGGAUCCCUUGCACAUUGCCAAUGUGGUAGCUGCGCGCAAGACGCCCUAUCAUCAGGUGGGCCACAUGUAUGAGUAUGGAUCAUCUUUCAUAAUUUUCUGAAUCGUCGAUCUCAUCUCAUACAUGUGGUAAACUGAUGAGUGGACUGGCCUGGUUUUGCUGCCAAGACAUGUACAUGGUGCACACCUGGAUCUUGUAGAACGUGGCCUAUUGAUAUAUGUGCUGCUAUUGCCUUUGUUACUGUCAUGCUGAACACUUCAGGUCUUGAACUUUUCAGAAGAAGUUGAUGCAGGGUUGCUUGA